AUGAAGAACUCACGGCCACCCACCGCCACCGCCACCUCAAGUAGCUGGAUUGCUGUCGUGGUUGUUAUGGUUGUUAUCAUGGCUGCAGCAAAUAGUGAAUGUUCAAGUGUAACACCACAAGCAACCAUCACUACUGAUUCUAACAAGCCCCAAGUUAGCAAUUAUUAUGCGUUUCCUCCAAGCCGGCCUCGUCUCCUCCUUCGACCUCAAAUGCACCACCACCCACCACAGAGGCCACUUCCACCACCACCACCACCACCACCAUGUAGCAACGGUGAUGAUGAUAUCGACCCAAGAUAUGGCGUUGAGAAGCGACUCGUCCCAAGUGGACCGAAUCCCUUGCACAAUUGA
This is a messenger RNA of Sesamum indicum (sesame), 351 nucleotides long. The record is from RefSeq and is a predicted model, not a curated record. NCBI's taxonomy places the organism in Eukaryota, Viridiplantae, Streptophyta, Magnoliopsida, Lamiales, Pedaliaceae.